Messenger RNA from Vicia villosa (hairy vetch), 645 nucleotides. RefSeq lists its product as uncharacterized. Lineage: Eukaryota; Viridiplantae; Streptophyta; Magnoliopsida; Fabales; Fabaceae. The record is from RefSeq and is a predicted model, not a curated record. Gene Ontology annotation, molecular function: RNA-DNA hybrid ribonuclease activity; nucleic acid binding. Bases 1 to 645 code for a protein of 214 amino acids. The transcript has a single exon.
AUGGAAAUUUGUGAUGAUAAUUUCAAUAGACCGAUUCUUACGAGAAGUCAAGUGCAGUAUAUAGUAAAUGAUUAUUACUCUAAUAUUAAGAGCAAGCAGGUUACAGUGGGUAAGGAGUAUACGUCGACAAAGAUCAAGUGGCAACCUCCAAAUAGAUAUUGGGUGAAAUUAAAUUCGGAUGGAGCUAACAGUUAUGGUUAUGUGGCGGGCUACAGAGGAAUUAUCAGGGAUGAUCGUGGAGGUUGCAAGGGAGGGUUCUCAAAAUUUUUAGGCAACUGCAGUACUGAGAAAGCUGAGCUCUGGGGAAUCUUUGCAGGGUUAUCUCUUGCGAAGGAUUUGGGUUGCAAUAAAGUUGAGGUAAACAUGGAUUUUAUCAAAACUAUAGAAAUGAUAAAAUCCGGUAAAGACAUGAACAUGGAUAGUUACACUUUAGUGAAGCAAAUAAUGGAAUUGAUGAGAUGGUUUAAAGAUAUUAAGCUAGUUCACACCUUCAGAGAAGCGAACCGUUGUGUGGAUGCCUUAGCUAAGUUUGGAGCAGCGAGUGGAAAUUUUUCUUUAUUUGAGCAUGAGGUUCCAACAUUUAUAAAACAUCUUUUAGAAACAAAUUGGCUAGGCACCUCCAUUGUUAGGAGAACUCUGUUGUAG